AUGCCCCCCAAAAGCGCAAAACCGACCAACGACGAGCUCCUGGCUCAGUUCGACGACCUCGGAAUCGACACCGCCACCAAGAAGGAGGAGGAGGCGGCUCCCAACGACGAUGUCGCCCCCCCAAAACCCGCCGAAAAGGAUCCUCUCGCUGAGCUGGAAACGCUCGCGUCCCAGAGACCGGCUACGCCGCGACUGUCGACAGAGGCGCGUCGUUCCAAGCCCUCGUCGGGACGCACCAGCGAGGACAACAGGCCAGCUGUGAGUGGUCGCAAGUCGGAGGAUGUGAUCCCUCACCAGGCGACUGUACAAGAAGAGAAGCAGCCGCAGCCGCCGUCAGAGAAUAAAGAGGCGACCGUGCAGGAUUCUGCUGAGAGUGCUGGUGGUGGAGGAUGGUGGGGAGGCAUCUUGUCCACAGCGUCGGCUGCCAUGAAGCACGCCGAGGCCGCUGUCAAGGAAAUCCAGAAGAACGAGGAAGCUCAAAAAUGGGCCGAGCAGGUCAAGGGCAAUGUUGGAGCUUUGAGAGACUUUGGAGGCGAGCUGAGAACGCUUGCCAUGCCGACCUUCACCUCGCUUAUCCAUACCCUUGCGCCCCCGAUUUCUUCACAUGAACGCCUGCAAAUACACAUUACACACGAUUUAUCCGGGUACCCCAGCCUGGAUCCUCUAAUCUACGCAAUCUUUGCUCGCGUCAUGUCGCAAGUCGAGGGCGGUGACCUGCUGGUCAUCCAGCGUGGCCAAGAGUCAUCGCCACGCCGCGGAUCAGAAUUUGGCUUUCAAGUCUCAAGCGCCGGCUGGCACGACGGCCCUUGGUGGCGAACCGUUACUCCAGGAAACCCUCGCAGCGUCUCGGCCGUCAAGGGCACGACCGAAGGCACCAAGCUCGCCCGAGCCAGCGCCGAAUCCUACGCGACCGAGUACUUUUCCUCGCGGGGCGGCGUCGAAGAAGCCGCUAAACAAGCGACUGCAGUGCUGAACGAGUCCAACCCUGUCCGCAGCAGCGACAUUUUCCUGGCCAUCCAGGCGAUCAGCCAGACAACCGCCAAAGAUCUGUUCCAAGCCGGACCGGCUGCAGAAAAGGCAACAGCUCCCGGAGGAGUGGUCGAAGUCGCUGAUGCUGCCGAGGAAGAAAUCCUCUUUGCCAUUUACCUGCACGACCCUGUCCACGGCAUCGCCUUUAACGCAGUAUCACAAGCCAUUCCACAGAAAUGGGUCGACUGGCUCGACGCACCGGCUCCACCAGUCGAAGAAAACAACAACAACAACGACAGCAACAUUAAUAAUAACCCCCAAGUCCCACGUGUCACUACCCCCGAAGCAAUCGCCGAGAUUGUCGAGAACGGCGGCGUCGACCCGCGCGAGUGGGCAGCAGAGUGGGUGGAAGAAUCAUUGAGCCUGUCCGUCGGCGUGGUGGCGCAACGAUAUGUCGCGCGCCGCAUGGGCGUGGGCGAGGGAGGCGUCGCCAAGGGGAAACUCAGGGCAGAGCAGGCUACUACAGUUGAGAGCGGCGCUGGCGAAGCUGCAAGAGCUAUUUAA
This is a messenger RNA of Talaromyces rugulosus, 1533 nucleotides long. RefSeq lists its product as uncharacterized. The record is from RefSeq and is a predicted model, not a curated record. The transcript is spliced from 2 exons. NCBI's taxonomy places the organism in Eukaryota, Fungi, Ascomycota, Eurotiomycetes, Eurotiales, Trichocomaceae. The coding region runs from base 1 to 1533 and encodes 510 amino acids.